This is a messenger RNA of Octopus bimaculoides (California two-spot octopus), 3399 nucleotides long. RefSeq lists its product as uncharacterized. Lineage: Eukaryota; Metazoa; Mollusca; Cephalopoda; Octopoda; Octopodidae. The record is from RefSeq and is a predicted model, not a curated record.
UUUUUCCGUCAUAAUUUUGGGGGAAAUGGAUAUAUAUAUAUUUAUUAUUCUUUUUACAGAAUCCCAAGUUUUUGGUUAUGGAGGAUCCGAUUCUGAAAAAAAAAAAAAAAAUUCUCAAAAAUCGUAUUUUCAAAAUUUCAAUCCCCCAUCUCUUCAGUUUUCAGCAGGAUGAGGCGAGGUUUGGGUCGGAAUUUCUCAUAAAAAAAAUUUGAAUUUAUUUUUCCCGUAUCCUUAAUCUCCGUAUUUUCCCCAAGUAGACUGAUUGAAAAAAAACCCACUUUAAUUUCAUGUGAAUUAACUUUGUCAUAUUACUGCAGGUAAUUACUCUGAAAGAAAUCUUUGCAGAAAGUCCUCCAAGAAACCUAGGAAGGACUAGAUCUUUGUCUUGACCCAAGAGACUCUUUAGCCAAGUGAUACCACUUCCUUGUUCAUUGAAUGAAGAUUGCUACUUAAGAUAUGAAGAGACUGAGCAAGAAUAACUGCAUCAUCUAGAAUAUCAGAUGACAUUGGCAUAACAGAAGAUACAUUCUCAUUAUUUAUCAUCUUUUAAAGACCAAAAUGAAGAUAUUGUACAGAGCAGAUAUAAAAGAUUGUUUCUAGAAAUCUAUGGUAGAAUUCCUCUGAUAUAUUUACUCUGAAAUGUGUUAUUAGCAACCUUUCUAGACAUCACUGGCUGGAGUGUCUACAAGAUGAGUCUGUUUGCAGAUUAAACGUGGAUAAAUUUACUAAAGAGUUUUGGAACAAAGGUAACACAAUGGACAGAGAUACAGCAGUCGAAAUAUUUGUAAACAAAAGACUAUAGAACCAAAGACAAGGAAAAAAAAUAUAUAUAUUGUAAUUUUCAAAGAAGAAUAAUGGAAAAGAGUGAGAAAGCAAAGGAUUUGACUUUUCCAAAAGGCACCGAGAAAGGGAAACAAAAAUUAUCACAUGACUGUGAUGUGUGUAAAAAGUCUUUCUCUCAAAAGAGUCACUUGAAUAUGCACAAAUGUAUUCAUGCAGUGGAGAAGCCAUUUCACUGUGACAUUUGUGGUAAAUCAUUCUCUAAAAAAUUUUACCUGACAACACACCAACGUAUUCAUACAGGGGAAAAGCCAUUUCACUGUGACAUCUGUGGUAAAUCAUUCCCUCAAAGUAAUAACUUAACUACUCAUAAACGUAUUCAUACAGGGGAAAAGCCAUUUCACUGUGACAUCUGUGGUAAAUCAUUCCCUCAAAGUAAUACCUUGACUACACACAAACGUAUUCAUACAGGAGAGAAGCCUUAUCACUGUGAUGUCUGUGGUACAUCAUUCUCUCACCAUAGUGCUUUAAAUUCUCACAAACGUGUUCAUACAGGGGAAAAGCCGUACCAAUGUAACAUCUGUAGUAAAUCAUUCUCUCAAAAAGGUAGCAUGACUACACACAAACGUAUUCAUGCACGGGAGAAGACUUAUGACUGUGACGUCUGUUUUACAUCAUUCUAUGACCGAAGUGCUUUUAAUUCGCACAUGCAUCUCCAUGAAGGGAAGAAACCAUUUCACUGUGACAUUUGUGGUAAAUCACUCUCUCGUAAAGAUAGCUUGACUAGACACAAAUGUAUUCAUACUGGAGAGAAGCCUUAUCACUGUGGUGUCUGUGGUACAUUAUUCUUUAAAAAAAUUAACUUGACUAAACACAACCGUAUUCAUACAGGGGAGAACCCAUUUCACUGUGACAUCUGUGGUAAAUCAUUCUCUAAAAAAAUUUACUUGACUAAACACAACCGUAUUCAUACAGGGGAGAAACCAUUUCGCUGUGAAGUUUGUGGUAAAUCAUUCUCUCAAAGUUAUAACUUGACUACACACAAACGUAUUCAUACAGGAGAGAAGCCUUAUCACUGUGAUGUCUGUGGUACAUCAUUCUCUAACCAAAGUUCUUUAAAUUCUCACGUACGUGUUCAUACAGGGGAAAAGCCAUUUCACUGUGACAUCUGUGGUAAAUCAUUCCCUCGGAGUAAUAGCUUAACUACACACAAACGUAUUCAUACCGGAGAGAAGCCUUAUCACUGUGAUGUCUGUGGUACAUCAUUCUCUGACCAGAGUGCUUUAAAUUCUCACAUAACUAUUCAUACAGGAGAGAAACCAUUUCACUGUGACAUUUGUGGUAAAUCAUUCACUAGAAAAAUUUACUUGACUAAACACAACCGUAUUCAUACAGGGGAGAAACCAUUUCGCUGUGACAUCUGUGGUAAAUCAUUCUCUGACAAAAGUGCUUUAAAUUCUCAUGUAUUUGUUCAUACUGGGGAGAAGCGAUUUCAGUGUGACAUUUGUGGUAAAUCAUUCUCUCGAAGUCAUCACUUGACUACACACAAACGUCUUCAUACAGGAGAGAAGCCAUAUCAUUGUGGUAUCUGUGGUACAAGAUUCUCUGAAAAAAGUGCUUUAAAUAACCACCAGUAUUUUCAUACAGGGGAGAAGCCAUAUCACUGUGAUAUCUGUGGUAAAUCUUUCACUCAAAGUAGUACCCUAACUCAACACAAACGUAUUCAUACAGGAGAGAAACCAUAUUCCUGUAAUAUCUGUGGUAAAUCAUUCCCUCGCAACUCUGCUUUGACUGAACAUAAACAUAUUCAUACAGGAGAGAAGCCAUAACUUUGGUAAACACAAUCUUAUUCAUACAGGAGAGAUGCCAUAUUCUUGUGAUAUCUGCGACAAAUCAUUCUCUCAAAGUAGUGACAUAACUAGACACAGACGAUUUCAUACAGGAGAGAAGCCAUAUCGCUGUGAUAUCUGUGGUAAAUUGUUCUCCACAAGUAGUUACUUGACUACACACAAACGUAUUCAUACUGGAGAAAAGCCCUAUCACUGCCUACUUCUUACAAAGACCAUAAUAGUAAUUUUUGAUUGUCAUUGAAAAUCUUUAAUACAAUUUUAUUUUAAAUAUAAGCAAAUGCAGUGAAUUCGAAAAUACAUUCUUGUAGCAUUUAUUUACAUGCAAAAUAUAUAUCUUUAUAUACAUAAAUAAAAUGAUAUUUAUGAUUGCACAUUCAAUAGUUGUAGAAAUUAGUAUGUAAUAACCAAGUGCUGAUAAAUGACCACUCUAGUGUGAACUAAAUGUGUAUCUAUUCUUAUAGAUAUAUGACUGUCAAUGUGACACUUCAUAAGAACAAUAAGCAUUUUGGCCCCCUCCGAAAAUGGUUGUAAUGUUGUGGUCUUCCUCCAUAGCAAUAACCAAGCUACUCAUUAGGGAAUUAUUAUAAUUGUCAGAGUUCCUUCUAAUCCAAAACAAUAAAAAGUGACGCUGUAAAUGUAUUCACAUGAGAGAGGAGAUGGAACAGUGUGUGGUAACAACUUCUCAACUCUAUAGUUUAUGUUACCACAUUGAAGCUAACUUACUUGCGGGAUACUUUUGGAAUAAAGACAAUUUCUUCAAGACUUUGAA